AUCCAGCCGCUCAUUCCUCUUUCAAAAACAAACACAUCCUACUCAUCUUGCAGUCGACGGCCUUGUCUCCUGAUUAAGGUGCACUCCUUAAUCCUACUGCACGCUUCUUCUUUCAAAAUCUCCACCAAGUCCCAGAUCUCCAACCGACCCGACCCGACCCGACCGGAGGAGGGCAGAGGACCUGGUUGUGUAAACUCAUAAAGGCGAUGAACGCUUCGAUAAUCGACCCAUUGCAAGGAGAUUUCCCAGAAGUGAUAGAGGAGUAUUUGGAACAUGGGGUUAUGAAAUGCAUCGCCUUUAAUCGCCGUGGUACCCUUCUUGCUGCUGGGUGCUCUGAUGGAAAUUGUGUCAUAUGGGAUUUUGAGACCAGGGGUAUUGCUAAGGAGCUUCGUGAUAAAGACUGUGUUGCUGCCAUAACUAGUGUAUGUUGGUCAAAGUAUGGCCAUCGCAUUCUCGUGUCUGCUGCUGACAAGUCGUUGACACUAUGGGAUGUUGUCAGUGGUGAGAAAAUCACUAGAACGAUACUCCAACAAACCCCUCUACAAGCUCGGCUACAUCCUGGUUCCUCUACUCCAUCUCUCUGCUUGGCAUGCCCCCUCUCAUCUGCUCCCAUCAUUGUUGACUUGAAUGCAGGAAGCACAACUGUUCUUCCAGUUUCCAUUCCUGACGUUAACCCAGGACUUGCCCCUUCAUCACGGAACAAAAUUUCUGAUGGCACUCCUUUUUCUCCUACUGCCGCUUGCUUUAAUAAGUAUGGGGAUCUGGUUUAUGCGGGGAACUCGAAAGGUGAAAUACUUUUAAUAGAUUACAAAAGUGUCCAAGUGCGUGCCAUGGUUCCUGUUUCUGGAGGUUCUGUGAUUAAGAACAUAGUGUUCAGCAGGAAUGGACAGUAUCUGCUUACAAAUUCAAACGAUAGAACAAUCAGGAUCUAUGAGAACCUUCUCCCCUCGAAAGAUGGACUUAAAGCCCUAGGUGACCUAAAUGUGACCCAGGAUGGGAUUGAUGAUAGUGUUGAGAAGUUGAAAGCAGUUGGAUCGAAAUGCUUAACCCUUUUCCGUGAGUUUCAAGAUGCCAUCACAAAGAUGCAUUGGAAAGCACCUUGUUUCAGUGGUGAUGGUGAGUGGGUGAUUGGCGGUUCUGCAAGCAAAGGGGAACACAAGAUUUACAUAUGGGAUAGGGCCGGGCAUCUUGUGAAAAUUCUGGAAGGGCCAAAGGAAGCCUUGAUAGAUUUAGUAUGGCAUCCUGUUCACCCAAUUGUUGUCUCUGUUUCACUGACUGGUUUGGUUUAUAUCUGGGCCAAAGAUUACACUGAGAACUGGAGUGCAUUUGCUCCUGAUUUCAAAGAGCUUGAGGAAAAUGAGGAAUAUGUAGAACGAGAAGAUGAAUUUGAUCUGAUCCCUGAAACUGAAAAGGUGAAAGAAUCUGAUGUUAAUGAAGAUGAUGAAGUUGAUAUUGUGACAGUGGAGAAGGAUUCAGCUUUCAGUGAUUCAGAUAUGUCACAGGAGGAGCUAUGCUUUUUACCUGCAAUUCCUUAUCCUGAUGUUCCUGAGCAGCAAGAUAAGUGCAUAGAAAGUUCAUCGAAGUUGGUGGAUAGCAAUAAUUCUGGCUCCCCCAUUUCAGAAGAGGGCCGACCAAAUGGACGUGCAAAUAAUCAUGCAUCAAGUCCACUUGAAGAGGAUGCUGGUGCGACACGGUUGAAAAGAAAACGGAAGCCUUCUGAGAAGGGGAUGGAGUUUCAGGCUUAGAAGGUAGCACUUAUAUUUAUAUAUCCUUCCCAAAGGUAAGGGACCUGUGUUUUAUUGAUGUCUGCCUUAUUUUUAUGUUCUGCAGUCUUCAACAACAGCAAAAUGACCACAAUUAAUGUUACAAGGUAUGACAAUCUCUUGCAUCUCCAGACUUGGUACCUAUUACAGUGGCAAGGACAAAAUAUUGUGAUGACUCAUGGGCCAAGUAUUACAUUGCUCCAGCAAAUCAACGUCGAAUUCAAUCAACUGGCACCCUCGAGUAUUCUGCUCUCUCUUUCCACCGAUGGGCACCUUGCUCUGUUUUACAGGGAAUUUUAAGCUCCCAUGAAUAUAGUACUUUUUGGAAUGAGCAUAGCGCCAGGGAAGAGGCUCAGUCUCAGAGUUACUUGCGCCGUGGUACUGCGAUUACUUGGACCGGAAGCUUAUGAGCUCUUUUGUUCCAAAGAACAUGUCAAGCAUAUGCCUGUCUCUUCACCUCCGUAGCACCCGUGGAAAAAUUCCUAUUUGGAAAAGUUGAUUCGGAUUUUGAGCUUUGCGGGCAUUUUCUUACAGAAUUUAGGGUGAUUAGAAGAGCUCUAGAUGAUUUUUGUGUAUGUUGUAUGAUUAAAUCAUCUGUGUGUUUGACAAAGCGGCUUACAUAAGCUUAGUUCAGUAAAAAUGACCAAAUUUGAUCCUCAUAGUAUGGGUGUAUUUCCGUUAGGGUUUUAUCUAUGGUAUCCUUGUACAUAAGCUUAGUUCAGUAAAGAAUUCGCCAAUUUGUUGGAGUUUA
Prunus dulcis (almond) is the source of this 2514-nucleotide messenger RNA. RefSeq names its product protein RBL. NCBI's taxonomy places the organism in Eukaryota, Viridiplantae, Streptophyta, Magnoliopsida, Rosales, Rosaceae. The record is from RefSeq and is a predicted model, not a curated record. Gene Ontology annotation, molecular function: protein binding. Bases 207 to 1745 code for a protein of 512 amino acids. Gene Ontology annotation, cellular component: Set1C/COMPASS complex. The transcript has 6 exons.